Haliotis rubra (blacklip abalone) is the source of this 1158-nucleotide messenger RNA. RefSeq lists its product as uncharacterized. NCBI's taxonomy places the organism in Eukaryota, Metazoa, Mollusca, Gastropoda, Lepetellida, Haliotidae. The transcript has a single exon. The record is from RefSeq and is a predicted model, not a curated record. The coding region runs from base 1 to 1158 and encodes 385 amino acids.
AUGUCGGACCACUUCAUGAUUUCAUUUGAAUUUGAUCUUCAGAAACUCCCUCCGGUCAAAAAGUGUGUUGUGUGUAGAAACAUUAAAGGUAUUCCUCUGGAUGUUUUCAGAGAGGAUUUGUUGAGUUCCAAGCUUGUCUUGAAUCCUACAUCAGACAUCGAUGAACUAAUGGACCUGUAUGUCUCCACACUGGACGACCUGCUAGACAAGCACUCACCCUCUGUUACUCGAACAAUCACAGUUCAGCCAAAUGCACCUUGGUACAAUUAUGACAUACAGACGGCAAAAGUACACAGGCGUAGAACAGAACGGAAGUGGAGCAAAUCUGGUUUAGAAGUUGACAGGCAAAUAUAUCAGCAAGCAAGAACCGAUUUGAAGAAACUCAUCCGGAAUGCUAAGUUAACAUACUGCCGUGAGAUGAUUCUCUCCAACUCAAACAACCCUAAAGUUCUUUGGAAUCAACUGUCAAAACUCCUAGGAAAAGGAGAUCCAAAGCCACUUCCGACAGAGGAAAGUGAUGAGAUUCUCUCUGAGAAGUUCAAUUCUUACUUCAUAACUAAAAUUGACAAUAUCAGAGCAGUGUUAAGAUCUUUGCAGUCUUCAACACCCAAGGAUAUCACGGCCCACGAUCAUAUCUCAGGGGAAAGACUUGCACAGUUUGAACCUGUGUUGGAAAGUGAAGUGCUAACCCUCCUCAAGAAAUCCAAGCAGACGACCUGUGAACUAGAUCAUAUUCCCACGAGUCUGCUGAUGAAGGUGAGCGAUGUUCUGAUUCCUGUCAUCACACACAUCGUCAACACCAGUUUACAGACUGGACGUGUUCCCAAAGCUUUCAAAGAAGCCGUGGUGAAGCCUCUCCUGAAAAAGCAGAACCUUGAUGUGAACACUUUGAGCAAUUACCGCCCGGUAUCUAAUCUUUCCUUUACCUCGAAGAUACUAGAGAAAGCUGUUGCAAAACAGCUAACUCAACAUCUGGAUACCCACGGAUUGUCUUGCAAAUUUCAAUCAGCAUACAAAAGAUCACACAGCACCAAGACGGCCCUGGUGCGAGUUGUGAACGAUUUGCGCUCAGUGGUUGACCGUGGUGACUUAGGGAUGCUUGUGCUGUUGGAUUUAUCCGCAGCUUUCCAUACAAUCGACCAUGAGAUCUUGAAGUAG